GACCUUAUAUUGCGGCCAUAUCUUGCUGCUCCCAGAGGUUUUGAUUUGGGGGUCUGGGAAUCUGGGUUACUUUCAGAAGGUCCAGAGUUAAAUAACCUGGCCGUUUGUCGAGUUGUCAGAUUUCGCAACCAUUCGCUGACACGUCUUCACACCAUCCCUACUACAAUCUAGGGACUUCUCCGGCAGAGAUAGCCAUGACCUGUUCGAAGCUGCUUCGUCAUUGUAGAUGGUCUGCGGCAAUUUAAAAGCCCGAGUUCCGCGAAACCAUGGAGACAUAUUAUCGGCGCUCCAGAACAGGUUGCGUGAACUGCCGAGCUAUCCGCACUAAAUGUGACGAGGCAAAACCAGGAUGUCGUCGAUGUGCAGACCGCGGAGUAGCGUGCAAAGGCUACGCGAAACCGCUGCGAUGGGUCGGCGAGGCACAACCGAAAGGAGGUUCGACUUCAACGAAGAAGCAACGCCCAACUCCAGUGUACCGGAAGCAGCAAGCUGGAAACCAGACCGAGUAUCAGGUUUCGUAUCGGCGGCAGACUUUGAGACUUGUAUCAACUGUUCAUCCGCUUGAUGCCCUUGACCGAGCUCUUUUCGACCACUGGAUGAAGAUGACCCUUGAGCUGGUCUGUCUCGACCCUGCCGCUUCACAGGACCUUGGGCAAAUGUACUAUCACCUCUCCACCAAAGAAGGGUCAGUCACAUUGCGGGCGAUGUUGACCAACUCGGCUGCCCACCUGCUGUCUCUUGGAAGAAUACCUGACUCGACCUUUGCCCUCGUGCAGCAAAAAGCGUUCAAAGCUUUGCGGUGCUCGUUGAACAACUUUACUGCAGAGUCGAAUAUGUCCAUCAAUGACAGAACAUCGCCCAACGGUCACCAUAUGCCACUUCCAUCUCUGGAUGAUGACACGAUCGUCGGUUCUUUGCUAUUGAUUGGCGAUGAAAUCAUCCGCCCUGACGACAACUAUGGUGUUGCCCGGGUUCAAUAUCUCCUUCAAGGCACGCACACCCUGAUCACUGAGCGACACAAAUAUUUCGAGUGUCAGUGCCCACGCAUCCAUCCCUCAAGAACGGAUCCAAUCUAUAAGCUGGACAGUCCUUUGUUUAAGUCUGCGGCGGACUUAUUGGCCUGGGCCGACAUUAUGUCGAGCGUGCCAUGUCUAAGACCUCCCAUCUUGGACAAGAGAUACUGGCUCGAGGAUGCGAUUCAGGCGUCCCAGUCGCGACCGCACCACGACUUGGGAUACUGUGCCCAGUUACUUUCUCUGCUGGGCGAUUGCGCGACUGCCGUCCAUAAACUUUUCACGCACAAUAUAUCCGAGGAGGAUUUCAUCCAGCUGCAAAAAGAUCUGGAUUUGCAGCUUGACGCAGCUAUGAUCCAUUUACCUACUCCGAUCGCCAUCUGCGCGGACACGCCGCUCGAUACGGACACCCAAAGCAGUAGUCCGACAGAUUCCAACAGAAGCGACAGUGCCGAGGCCCAUAACAUCUGUAUAACAGCAGCAAUCUGUCACGGUCUUGCAACUCGAAUAUUCCUUUUGCGCGCAACAGAUCACAACAAAGAUUCGUCCCGAGUCAAAGCGCUCUGCGAUCGCCUCUUGGAGAGUCUGAGUCAAAUUCCUACCGACCACAGUGUCGUCACAAUAAUGCUAUGGCCCUUAUGGGUACUGGGGUGUGAAAGCCCUAUCGAUGAUGGCGCUGACAGCUUGCGGGAAUUUGUUACCGUCUUCCUACGAGCAAUCUACACACGACAAGGCAUGAAGAAUGUUGAGAAGUGCCUUGUAACAUUAGAAGAGGACAUAUGGUCCUUGGAACCGUCAUCGCCCGGCCAGACACGCGAGGAUCGACCACGGCAAUCCAUGUGGGUAUGGCACUGUUGGAAUAAAGGAAUCAAGCUGUUGCUUGCUUAAAUCUCUGGGUCGGUUCUCAAGAGCUACCGAGAGAUUGGGUUACCCUGAAUGGACUCACCGAUCGGCUUGCGCUUGAAUGAAUUUGACUCACUCUGCGAUUGCUCUUUGGCCAAUACAUUGCUUGAAUAUUACUUGGAGGCGUCUUAGUGGUCGGCCCAUCAAGGGUUCUUUCAGGUACUCAAGGUAGUGUUCUCGCCGCCUGCAUAUCAGAAAUGCAGUUCAGGAUUCGCUGUAUCCGUUGCUAAAAUGACAAAAGUGUAUGCUUGGCGAUGGUCCACUGAUGGUAUUUCAUGUGUCUCUCGUUCUGAUUUCUGUAGAUGGUUGCUUAGUUCCAACAAUGGUUAAUAGGCUUGAG
Exophiala oligosperma is the source of this 2256-nucleotide messenger RNA. RefSeq lists its product as uncharacterized. The coding region runs from base 267 to 1901 and encodes 544 amino acids. Gene Ontology annotation, molecular function: transcription cis-regulatory region binding; DNA-binding transcription factor activity, RNA polymerase II-specific; zinc ion binding. The transcript has 2 exons. Lineage: Eukaryota; Fungi; Ascomycota; Eurotiomycetes; Chaetothyriales; Herpotrichiellaceae. Gene Ontology annotation, cellular component: nucleus. Gene Ontology annotation, biological process: positive regulation of transcription by RNA polymerase II. The record is from RefSeq and is a predicted model, not a curated record.